Molecule: messenger RNA, 3707 nt
Organism: Sciurus carolinensis (gray squirrel)
Lineage: Eukaryota; Metazoa; Chordata; Mammalia; Rodentia; Sciuridae
Gene: Parp10
Product: poly(ADP-ribose) polymerase family member 10
Exons: 12
Coding region: 258-3287 (1009 amino acids)
Biological process (GO): negative regulation of gene expression
Cellular component (GO): nucleus; cytoplasm
Molecular function (GO): NAD+ poly-ADP-ribosyltransferase activity; transcription corepressor activity
Source: RefSeq, a predicted model, not a curated record
CCCUUAAGCAGCUUGAAGGGCCAGAGCCGGCGGCUAUUUCUAUCCCUGGAAAUCCUCACACCAUCUGUGACCAACCCGAGCCCUGACCCCCUCCCCAAAGCGGGGCCCGGCAGCCCCGCGCUACCGGGGAGGAGAGCAGGCCUGGAUUGGCUGCUGGGGUGACUGCCAGUGGGGUUUCUGUUCUUCUGCCAGAAGGCAGUGGAAGGCAGUUGCAGGAGUCCUGGUUGAAGGCUUGGGUGGCAGGAGGAGUGGCUGUGAUGGCUGAGGCGGAGGCGGGGGCAGCAGUGGAGCUCCAGGGACUUCCCCCUGACAUGCCAGAGGAGCUGCUCACGCUGUAUUUUGAGAACCGUCGGCGUUCUGGUGGGGGGCCAGUAUUGAGCUGGCAGAGACUUGGCUGUGGGGGUAUCCUUACCUUUCGAGAGCCUGCAGAUGCCAAGAGGGUCUUGGCCCAGGCAGAGCACCGACUACAUGGUGCCAGACUGAGCCUGCACCCAGCCCCACCACGUGCCCCUGCACGUCUCCUUCUCCAAGGACUACCACCUGGCACUGUGCCCUUGCACCUGGAGCAGCAUGUCCAUGCCCUGCUGAGCGCCAUAGGGCACCCAGAGCAGUCCUGCCAUGCCCUGGUCAGUCCCCGACCUGAUCGGGCUCUGGUCCAACUGGCCAUGCCCCUUUCUGAGGCAGAAGUUCAUGUCCUGGAGGAGCAGGCCCGGAAUACGGACCUGGAUGGGGCCGCGGUGUCUGUGACCUGGGUGCCCCAGGCCAGAGCUGUGCGUGUGGUGGGGGGCACGCCCCCUGUGGACCUGCUGCUGCUGGAGUUGUACCUGGAGAAUGAGCGCCGAAGUGGUGGGGGGCCCCUGGAGGGCCUGCGCAGCCUGCCUGGGCAGCUGGGCACUGUUGUUUCCUUCCAGCAGUGGCAGGUGGCUGAACGGGUGCUGCAGCAGGACCACUGGCUGCAGGGCUCAGAGUUGAAACUUGUCCCUCACUAUGACAUCUUGGAGCCUGAGGAGCUUGCUGAGGGCACCAGUGGAAGGGAUAACCUAUCCACGCUGGGAUCUGGGGCCACUGAGCAUGCUCUCCUAGAGACUGGAGGGCUAGCAGAAGUUCUGAAGUGUGCAGGGGCUCUGACUGUGGGUUCUAGGGAGGCACCAGGGCAAUCGGAAGCCUUUCUGAGGACAGGUCUUCAGGCUGUGCCAGUUGACUUGGAACCUGUGGGAUCUCCAGAGCAAGAGGGGCCUGUGAGCCUGGGGACUGUGGUGUCUCCAGAGCAGGCCGGGCUCCUAAGUCUGGGGCCUAUGAGGUCUGCAGGCUCAGUGGGCCAAGUGGAGAUUUCUACGGAGUUGCUGGGACAAGUGAAGCCCCGGGGCCAAAGACCCCUGGGGCUUCUGGGACAGGAGAGCCUAGUGGAAGUUGCCAGCGUAUCACCAGGUCAGGAGGGGCUGGUGGAUCCAGUGGAGAUUGCCCUGGAUUCUCCAGAGAAGGUUGGGCUGGAGACCCCUGGGCAUAUGGGGCUUGUGGGUCAGGAGGACCUGGUGGAGAUGGUGCUAUCGAUGGAGCCAGGGGCUAUGCGCUUCCUGCAGCUUUAUCAUGAGGACCUUCUCGCCAGCUUGGGAGACAUUGCCCUUUUCCCACUUGAAGGAAUGGAUGUGACUGGCUUUCGGCUCUGUGGAGCCCAGGCCUCAUGCCAGGCGGCCCAGGAGUUGCUGCAGAGUCUGCUAGGUAGCAUUAGCUGCCAUGUGCUGAACCUGAAGCAUCCAGGCAGUGCCAGGUUCCUUCUGGGUAUGGAGGGGCAGCGCCUUCUGCAGGGGUUGGAGGCUCAGUUCCAGUGUGUCUUUGGGACAGAGCGUCUGACCAGAAUCAUCCUGGACAAGGACCCUGAAGAGGUGGAUCCCACUGACAUCUUCCAGGUCCUCCCUGGCCACAGCCACACCUCGUGGCCCACAGACAGUACAGGCAGUGACCAGGAGAACAUGAGCCUGGAGGAGGUCCGAGAGCUGCUGGCAACCCUGGAAGGUUUAGAUGGAGAGGACUGGUUGCCCCUGGAGCUGGGGGAGGAGGGACCUGAGGACCAGCCAGAAGAGGCAGCAACUUCAGGGGAAGAGAAUGAAGAACCUAUACCUGGGGCUGAGGAGAAACUCGUGAAUCUCAGCACUGGGACAGCUGGGCCACUGGAAGAGGAAGCUGCACUGCAACUGGCUCUCCAUCGGUCACUGGAGCCUCAAGACCAGACAGCUGAGCAGGAGGAAGCUGCUGCGCUAAGACAAGCCCUGGCCCUCUCCCUUCUGGAGCAGCCCCUGACGGAGGCAGAAGAGUCCCUGAGUGGGGGAACUGGUUGUGGGGCCCAGCUGGUGGUGCAUGUACCCUUUGAGCAGGAUAUGGAUGAGCUGGACCAAGCACUAGCAGCUGCCUUGGAGGUGUGCCUCCAGGAGGAGACUGUGAGGCACCCAGGCCGUGUGCUGCCCGCAGAGCUGUGCGCUCGCCUGGAGCAGAGCCAUGGUGUGCGUGUUGCCCUGUGUGGCGACUGCACUGUUUUCCGUGGCUUUGGAGCCCAGCCUGCCCGUGCAGCACGCCACUUAGCUGUGCUACUUGCUGGCCCCCAGGAUCAGAGUUUGGUCUUCCCCUUGGUGGCUUCAGACACUACUUUGCUAGAGCAGAGGCUGAAGGAGCCUUUGGGAAAACUGGAGGGCCUUGCAGAGAGCACCAGGGAGUUCCAGAAUGUGGUGCAGGCCUUCUAUGAUACCCUGGAUACUGCCCACAGCAGGAUCCGCAUCAUACGGGUGGAGCGUGUGUCGCACCCGCUGCUGCAGCAGCAGUACCAGCUGCACCUGCAGCGUGUGGAGCAGCGCUGCGUGCAGCGCCCUGUGGAGCGGGUCCUGUACCAUGGCACGUCGGCGUCCGCAGUGCCUGACAUCUGCGCGUUCGGUUUUAACCGCAGCUUCUGUGGCCGCAACGGCACGCUCUACGGGCAGGGCGUGUACUUCGCCAAGCGCGCCUCGGUAUCGGUGCAGGACCGCUACUCGCCUCCCAACGCCGAGGGCCACAAGGCGGUGUUCGUGGCCCGGGUGCUGACAGGAGACUACGCGCAGGGCCGCCGCGACCUGCGGGCGCCCCCUCUGCGGGCCUCUGGCCACGUGCUCCUGCGCUAUGACAGUGCUGUGGAUUGCCUCCAUCAGCCCAGCAUCUUUGUCAUCUUCCACGACACUCAGGCACUGCCCACUCAUCUCAUCACCUGCGAGCACAUACCCCGGGCUUCCCUUGGGCUCUCGAGUCCCUCUCUGGCCACCUGACCCAAGGGGCCAGCCUCUGCCCUGCUGCUCCCCAGGUUCCCCGCUCUGCACACCCUCCCUGCCUCCCGGAGUCGCCUGGGGACGUCCCUGCCUCUUGUUAGAGGGCAGGAACCCAGGCCGACCAGGAGUGCUGCGUCGGCCCAACCACCAGGGGUCAGCAGAGCCCAGCAGGAGGGUGCGCCGGCCUGACACGCCCGUCUUGGCUGGACCUCGCCGGAGCGCUUCUGUCUUUGAAUAAACCUGUACGUGAAGCCAGGCGGAAGGGCCUUCUGGCGUUCGGAAUCAGACCUCUGGAGGGUGGGGGUCUCGGCGUGGCUAGGGGUGAAGUCAAACGCUUCUAGGGGCCGCCGUGGGAAACCCACUGAAGCUGCAGGGCGGAGCCCUGCGCACUCGAACCACCCCACGCCGUCUGAGUGUCGC